Messenger RNA from Brienomyrus brachyistius, 1286 nucleotides. It is a transcript of the gene fgfbp3, whose product is annotated as fibroblast growth factor binding protein 3. Bases 159 to 797 code for a protein of 212 amino acids. NCBI's taxonomy places the organism in Eukaryota, Metazoa, Chordata, Actinopteri, Osteoglossiformes, Mormyridae. The record is from RefSeq and is a predicted model, not a curated record. Gene Ontology annotation, molecular function: growth factor binding. The transcript is spliced from 2 exons. Gene Ontology annotation, biological process: cell-cell signaling.
GUCUCCAGCCCCACGCUUGGCACAGAGCGGUCGGGACACCACAGUCUACACGGUGAUUCAGUUUCAUCUCUUUCUCCCUCCAAAGUGUUUUUUUAUGCAGCAUCAGCUGAAAUAUUGAUGCCCAGCUGUACAUCUCUAGCCUGUCUGCAGCCUCUGACAUGAAGCUGGUCUGCGCCGUUGUUUUUAUCAUUUGCCUACAUGGCCUACAGGGGGCAGAGGGCAGGCGUGAUGACGGGGGGGUGGCACCAGCAGGCAGGAAAGGGAAAAGCAAGACAGUACCCACUUCGGGUGAGCUGGUGACCAAAGACAUGCACACGUGCACCUGGGAGAUCGACAGCGAGGGUGAGGAUACCCUUCUAAUUCUCAUCAGCUGCAACCAUGACGGUGAGGCCUACCGGUGCCGGUACGCCGGCCGGCCAAGCCUGUGCCGGGAAUUUGGCGCCUCGCCGCGCCGGUACUGGUCCCAGGUGGUGAGCAGGCUGAGAAGGAAGGCCCACGCAUGCCGAGGGGAGAAGGUCCUGAGGCCGCGAAGCUGUCAAACAGCCCCGGCAGAGUCUCACAUGAAGCUGCUCGCCGGCCACAGAGGGCAGGGUGGCGCAGGCAGGACGGGCAGGGAAGGAGGCAGACAGAAGCGCAAGUCGGCCAAGGAGCAGACGGGGCCUCCAGAGGAACAGAGGGAUGCUUUUGGGGAAGCGGACGACAGCAACACCGUGUCGAACACGGAAACAGCAGAAAAUUACUGCGCCGAGGGCUGGCAGACAGUCUGCUCCUUCUUUGUCCGAUUCUUUGAUGGCUAAAUCAGCUCAGAGUAGCACUUUUCGGCAAAUGUCUCCUAUCCACGUGCUGAAUUCAUACGAUGCAUCAUAAAGACACAGUAGCUUUUCUGACAUUUGAUUUUUUUUUGGUAAUUUUACAUGAACUUUUAUAUGUACUUUUGGUAAGAAAAGACAUUAUGAACACAGCCAUCAUCACCAUAAAGCAUAAAUAAUGGUAUAAUGCAUAUGUACAGCAGUGUUACUUGACACUUAUGAUGUAAUAGCUAUAUCGAUUAUUUGACUUUAUAUCAUUUUUACAGCUGAGAAUAUCAAUAAAAUUAAUAGAUAUCAUUAAAGUGCAUUUAGUUAAAUUUUAAGACUAUUUGCAAGGUUCGAUCGCUGUAUUCUUAAAAGUACACCUUUUUAAAGUACUCUGUGUUCUUUUUAGCCUGCUUUAAGAAGACGUAAGAUUAAUUAUGCUGAUACAGUUGGUGGUCUGUUUGUAUUAGGGUUUCAAUAAAUAUUGUUUCA